Vespa mandarinia (Asian giant hornet) is the source of this 2183-nucleotide messenger RNA. RefSeq names its product basic helix-loop-helix family member olig (gene Oli). The record is from RefSeq and is a predicted model, not a curated record. Gene Ontology annotation, molecular function: DNA-binding transcription factor activity, RNA polymerase II-specific; protein dimerization activity; E-box binding. Gene Ontology annotation, biological process: axon development; sensory organ development; positive regulation of transcription by RNA polymerase II. NCBI's taxonomy places the organism in Eukaryota, Metazoa, Arthropoda, Insecta, Hymenoptera, Vespidae. Gene Ontology annotation, cellular component: nucleus.
GCGUGCGUGCUCGCGGAAACGAUAUCGCUACGUUUACGCAGAAUAAUUUCGUUAAAAAAGAAAAUUAUCCUAUCGAAAAUUAUCCUUUUGGAGAAUCGUAAUGGGAAAAGCGGUCGUACGAUCUCAUAGAUAAAAAUAGAAAUCAAAUAAAAUCGAGAGAGAGAGAGAGAGAGAGAGGGAGAGAGAGAAAGAUAUUUUUAUUGAAGAUCCAAGCAGGGCUGUCGCGUGUCCUUCGACGAAAAUAAAAUGGCAGUGAUUUGGGCCGUUGAUUACAGUCGAGAUGAGUGACAUUAUCAUAAAAGGACAUGAUAAUCUAAAAGAAUAUUUUUAAGGGGUUCCAUCCUACGUUUUAUUUUCUAGAAGAGAGAGAGAGAAAGAGAGAGGAGAGAGAAAGAGAGAGAGAGAGAGAGAGAGAGAGAGAGAGAGAGAGAGAAAGAGAGACAGAAAGUAAAGAUAUCAUUUUGCGUUAAGAUGGCUUACUACGCUCUCGUACGGAAAAAAUGUUGCUGACUUUCUUCUCGUGACAUAAGAAGAGUUCGAGGAUCCUGCGCGGUCGCACAUGACGGGAAGGCGAAAAGAAAAAUAGUCGAUAAAAAUAUUCAUCAAUUCAAGAUCGAGGAAAGUCUCGGGGCUCUUCGGAGAGAUGAGGUCGUACGACGGGGAGAGUAGUUCGACCGAGGACGAUGACCGUAGAGAAAGUAUACCUUCCGAAGCUCAUUUACAGCAAGGAUCCUGGCAACGUUCUGCGUCUCAUCCUACCUGGGCUUGGGAACAUCGUGCUGCUCAUCCAUUGGCUCCACCGUCGGCAGCAUCCCUCGAGUCUAUGUACUCCACACCGGGAGUAUCUCAUCCGAGUGUUUCCGGCCCACCAACGAGUUACUCGACCACCGAACAUCCUGCAUCGGCGGCGGCGGCUGCAGCUGCGGCAGCAGCGGCUGCGGCUGCGGCGGCUGCUCCAGGACGAAGGACUCCUUUGGGGACCGUAGGUCUUGGUGGAUUUUAUUUUCAACAGCAACCACAACCACACGCUUCGUCGAGCGCUUUGUCCGACGAAAAUAGGCCCGAUCACGAGAGACCAGGAGCAUCCAGACUCAAUUGUCCGCCAAAAUCAAAGACCACUCGUCAAGGGAAAAGCGUUCGAUUGAAUAUAAAUGCGAGGGAACGCAGAAGAAUGCACGAUUUGAACGACGCUCUGGAUGAACUUCGUUCGGUCAUUCCAUAUGCUCAUAGUCCGUCCGUAAGGAAACUUUCAAAAAUCGCCACCCUUCUUCUGGCGAAAAAUUAUAUUCUGAUGCAGGGAAACGCGUUAGAAGAGUUAAGAAGAGUAAUAGCCGUCUUGCAAUCGCCCCAUGCUCAUACCACGGCUUUACCACCUACGCCUGUCUCCUACGAUCUUCUUCAAGGAUUCCCUGGAAAAUUGUUUCAAGGCGUACAGGAAAUGCAAGGACUUCCUGCGGGUGAUCCACAAGUUGUAACGUCAGGCGGUCCACCGACCGACGCUACCGUUGCCAGUGGAGAAUCGAAUUAAUAUUUUUUUAAAAUUUUCCUCGACUCUUUCAUAGACAUAUUUCAUACAUUGAUAGGUGCGAUCAUUGGUCGAACGAGACAAAAUUCUAUAUAUAAAUUAGAUUUCGUUUUGAUAUAUCGAAAUGAUCUUUCGACUCGCGCGAACAAGUUGAUCUCUUAAUAGAAAUAUAAAUUGAAAAAGUAGCAACUAUAUAAUAUAGGAUUAAGGAUUAAGCGAACGAAAGUAUUAGAUGAUAAGUUUUAAUCCGUUGGACGAAUAACUCUAACGUAAAAUCUCGCAAGAGAAGAUUUAUAAUUUCUCUUCGAUUUCGAUUUAGAUAAGCGCAGGUAAUUUUUCAACGAUAUUCGUUCAAAAAUUGUUAAAGUAUAAUCGAGAGCACAUCGAGGGUUGGAUCAUACUAUCGUUGAUAGCCUUAAGACGAAAGUUAGCGAAAGUAUUAAUAAUUAAGAAUAAGAAGUAUUUUCUAGUCAAAAGGAAAACACCUAAUCGAGCAAUAAGAUGACGUGCGUGAUUUAGUCUUUCUUGUCAAGGGACAAAGGUCAUGCAGGACGAUAAACGAAACUUUAAAGUCCAGCCUGCAACACGAUAGUCAAUAUAGGAUGUGAUAUAUGUCGAGGUAUUCCAGUCAUAGAGUACAUAAAGAUAUUAAAUAUUC